Molecule: messenger RNA, 1146 nt
Organism: Periconia digitata
Lineage: Eukaryota; Fungi; Ascomycota; Dothideomycetes; Pleosporales; Periconiaceae
Source: the annotation of a GenBank genome assembly
AUAACACUCGUACCGCUCUUUUCGGAUCUGCUUGUCAUGUUACCUCCAGAGCACGCCGCCCAGGAUCUGGGUAAUGUCCUGAUCAUAGGAGGAUGCGGUCUCCUUGGCCGCCACAUUGUCAAAUUUCUCCUCGAGAACGACAAACCCGCCAGCGAAAUCUUCGUGUUCGAUAUAUCCAUCAAACAAAAUCGUUUUAAUGGUAUCACUUACAUUGCCGGAGACCUCUCUCACAAGGACGCCGUGUCCGCAGCGAUGAAGCAAACGAAUCCCAAUGUCAUCAUCAACGUCGCCUCUCCCGAUGCCAUGACCCCAGAUAAAUCCGUCUUCGCGAAAUGCAACAUCGUGGGAGUGCAAAACGUUAUCGAGUGCGCACAAGAACAGGGGAUUCGUGUUCUCGUGCACUCAUCCAGCUCCGAAGUCGUACAGGACUCAUACCACGACAUGGUAUGGGCUAAUGAAAACUGGCCGGUCCAAGAAAAUCCAGUCAAUGGCAGUGUUUACGCAAAAACCAAGGUUGUUGGUGAAGGCCUGGCGCUUGCCGCAAACGGGCAGAAGGGGCUCUUGACAACCGUGAUCAGACUGUGUACGAUCUUUGGGGAGGGAGAUAGAGUGCUCACGAGACACUUUAUUGAACUUGGGAGGAAAGGAACUAUCAAAUAUCAAGUAGGCCAGGGGAAAAAUCUGUAUGACUUCAUUUAUGGAGGAAACGCUGCAGAAGGACAUUUGCUCGCGGCCAAGGCGCUCCUCAAAGCCGCCACUUCCGAAGGGAAAGUUCCCGAAAACAAACGAGUUGACGGUGAAGUUUUCUUCAUGACCAACGGAGAGCCGUGGCUCUUCUGGGGUGCUGCAAGGUUCGUCUCCAACGCGGCCGGCUAUCCCAUAACCGAACAGCAAGUCUGGAAGAUACCUAUGGAGCUGGUAUGCUUCUUCAUGCAGAUCUGGGAAUUGGUAUACUGGGUCUUCACGUUUGGCGGUGAGCCAGAGGUCAAAGCGAAGAUGCUGCGAUAUACUGGCCAGAUACGCACCUUCGACAUCACUAAAGCAAGAGAGAGGCUGGGAUAUGAGCCCAGGGUUAGCAUGGAAGACGGUUUUCGUCGUGGGGUGAAGUGGCAUCUUGACCAGGACAAGGGUCAUGCGAAACGUUAG